Molecule: messenger RNA, 6815 nt
Organism: Trichobilharzia szidati
Lineage: Eukaryota; Metazoa; Platyhelminthes; Trematoda; Strigeidida; Schistosomatidae
Source: the annotation of a GenBank genome assembly
CUCAUGGCGUCUAAAUUGGCAUAAUUUUAAAAAAUUCACAUUUGUGGAAAUGAGUUUUCACUUUUCUUUGGAUAUAUAAGUGUGAUUAUUAAUUAUUUUAAAGUCAGAGGUUUUAUCCUUCAACCAUGUGUGAUGUAAUGCCUACAAUCUCAGAAGAUGGUAAUUCGAGUCAAGGAGAUAGAGAUUCACAAGCUAGUGGAGAGGGGACAAAUGUUGAAGAUAUGCUAUUAAGUAUACUGGAUGAACGUGAUCGACUAAUGGAAAGUUUACAUGAUGCACAAGAUCAAUUGGUAUUCACACAGAAUCGACUUGCAGAAAUUGAACGAGAAAGAGAUGUAUUAAAUCGACAAUUGUCUGAAAAACUUCCUGAAGAUUUAUCAUUAUUGGCCAAAGAAGUUCAUCGUCUACGUGAUCAGAUAUCUGAACGUGAAGAAGAAAUUGUUGAAUUGAAAUCUGAACGGAACAAUACCAGGCUUCUUUUAGAGCAUUUAGAAUGUUUAGUCGCUAGACAUGAACGUUCACUAAGAAUGACAGUUGUUAAACGUCAAGUAAACAGUCCUGGUGGUGUUAGCUCUGAAGUUGAAGUAUUAAAAGCAUUAAAAUCUCUAUUUGAACAUCAUAAAGCAUUGGAUGAACGUGUGAGAGAACGUCUUCGUACAGCUUUAGAACGUGGUGCUCAACUAGAAGAAGAAGUUCGAUCAUCUGCAGCUGAUCGUGCAGCUUUAAGAGAACAGCUGGCUGCAGCAUUGGCUGGAGUUGCAGCUGCUGCAGCAGUUCAACAACAACGUCAACAACAAUCAGCUUCAGCUGUGAAUGGAAAUAAUAGUGCUGACACCAAUCACAUAUCACAAAGCAGUAGUAAAGAAAGUGGCGAUACUAGUGAAGUAGGCAGUAAACUAGCCUCACUGCCACCUGGUGGACCACCAGUCAACUUAAAAGACUCUGGAGAUGAAGGUUCAUCAACCAGCUGUUCACCUUCAGAGAAUGCUGGUGCAAAGACAGUCGCUUCAGUGGCCGCCGCCGCUGCAGCUGCUGCUGCCAGUGCUGUUGCAGCUGAACGUAAACUUGCUGAAGUGACAACAAAGUCAAGAGAUUUAGAAGCUUCGAAUACAACUCUUCAAAAAGAAUUAUCUAGAGCUCAUGAUCAGAUUUCUCGUUUACAAAGAGAACUAAGAGAGUUAGAAGCUCAACGUGAAGAUCAAGAGGCGCGUAUUGCAACACUGGAACAACGUUAUCUUUCAACACAACGUGAAGCUACCGGUACUUUGGAUCGACUAAGUCGAGCUCAAUCAGAGUUGAUUACUCGUGAAAUUGAAUUGAAACAAGCAAAAGAUCAUGCAAAUCAUUUAGCCAGUGAAUUAGAAAUAGUUCAAAAUGAAUUAGCUAUUGUUAAAGUGAAUGCAACAGCCAAUCAACCACAGCACCAGCAACAUUCACAAUUGAACAAAUCAUCUAGUAAAACAACUAAUACAGAUCAAUUGCCUAUUGAAAAUGGUGAAUUCACUGAAUCCACAGACACUGACAAUAGUAAUAACAAUAAUAAUGAUAAUGACAAUGGAUCUAAUCAAGUAGAAAUUAGACGUAGAAAGAAAACUUCUGAAUUAAAUGAUAAUUCUGCAUCUACUGCAUCUUGUGUUGAUGAAUUACGUGUUCAAUUAUCAACAGCUGAAGAGCGUAUUAAAGAUAUGGAGGCUGAAAUGAAUGAAAUUCAAUCAGAAUUACAAAGAGCUAGACAACGUGAACAAUUGAAUGAAGAUCAUAGUUCACGGCUAACUGCUACAGUUGAUAAAUUACUGUUAGAAUCAAAUGAACGCCUACAAACGCAUUUACGUGAGAAAAUGGCUGCACUAGAAGAGAAAAAUCAACUGCACACCGAAUUAGAUCGUUUACGACGUCUACUUGAAACGAGUCAAAAUGAAAGAGAUCGUGCGCUAGCUGAUAUGGAACGAUUAAGGCGUAGUUCAGCUACAACAACACCAACUGCUCUUGGUUUACAAGGUGAUACAUAUUCAAGUGGUUCGCAUAGCCUUCGAAGAAUGCCGCGCAAUGUUUCAAGCAGUCGAACAGAUCAGACUCUAUUAGACAAUGGUGAAGUAAACAUAGACGAAUUAGAUAGCAGUAAUAAUAGUAAUUCACUGAAACGCAUUAAACGUAAUGUCGGCAACUCAGAUUGGUUAGACAACACAGAUAAUGAGGCGGCAACAAGUCCAGUUAGCCGAGGUCAAUCAGAUCUUGGCACUGCUGCUAAUACAGAUGCUCAACGAUUAGCUUUAAUGAUACAAAAUCAAUUGGAUGCAAUUAACAAAGAGAUUAAAAUGAUACAGGAAGAGAAACAAACUGCUGAACAGUUAGCUGAAGAACUAGAACUCCGCGUUGGUACAAAUCGUAAUGGAAGUUCUGAUGGCCAGUUGAUGGAAGAAUAUUAUCAACACCAGCAUCAACAACAACAACAACUACAACAACAACAACGAGGUGGUAUUGGUGGUGUUAACGACCCUAGUGGAGCGUACUACUACAUGAAUCAAGAUACACGUCUCCAUUCGAAUAAUGUUAUGCCUAGCCUGCUACCGAAUUUUGGUCCAACUGGUUGGUCUCCGCCUCCAUCACCGUUAAGCUCGCGGUCGACACCAUUUGGUGGGAUAUCAAAUGAUUCAUUCAGUGGUAGUUUCAGUAAUCCUGCGCGUAAUACAUCCUCUUUGCCUGGUAAAGAGACAGAGCGAUCGCUGCCUCAAUAUCUGCCUUCAUUAGAUCCUUCACGUAAUAUUCAACACCAAACACCACUGGGACAGCAGUAUUCACAGUCAACUACUGGUGCUAACUUUAUGUCACGUAGUAGUCAAUUUGAACAACAACGAUCGAUGUCAGCUGCUGGACGUCCAUUGCAUCAGUCUAUGGGUAUGAACGGUAGUUUUGUUUCAACACCACAUCUUAAUCCUCAAUCCUCGUCAUCAUCAUCUUCAUCACCGUCUGUUGUUGUCACUCAGAGUCCAAACAAUAAAUCUACAGUUUCAGCAGCUAGUAUAAGUACAAGUACAACGCCAAUUACUAAUGGAGGGCCUACUAGAAGUGUGACAUUAGCUGAUGCUAUCGCUGGUCUUGAACUGCUGGAUCAUAUGCGUAAGGAACGUAGCGCCCAACAACAACAGCAACAACAGUAUCAAAAGAAUAACAAAUUUGCUUCAUGUGUUAUCACUGAAAAUCCCUACGAAUUCGGUCCUGAUGAAUAUUCAACAGUGUCCACCUUAGAGUUGAGUCGUGUUAGUUCAUCUUCUGAGACUGUUAUCUCUGAAUCGAAUACAAAAUCACAGCAGCAACAACAACAGCAGAAACUUCAACCUACUGAUGAAUCACAACGAUUGCGAAAAUUGAGUAGUAAAGACAAUAACAACAACAAUUUUGUUGUAAGAAAUACAGAGUCGAAUCAGUCAAAUGUAACAACAUCGAAGGUUAACAAUGGUUUAAUUACAUCUGAUGAUUUAAUACAAGGCAGUUUAAUCAAUCAACCACUUCGUCCUGUUUCACAACUCCAAUAUCACUUGCCAAAUGCUCCACCGCCUCCACCUCUUCCUCUGCCACCACCUUCUUCAGCUUCUCUUCCUGCAUCGUCAUCAUCAACAUUACCGCCUUCUGUCAGUCCAAAUGUAUCAAAUACUACUACUACACAGGGCAUAGAAAUGAAUAACACUCAUAUGAUGAAUUAUCCUCCUCCUCAUUCUCAAGAAUUAAUGAAUUCUAAUGUUUACUUAAGAAAUAAUUAUCGUACGAAUAUACCAACUUCUGCCGCUGGUGUUGGAUACCCACCUGGUUCUGAUAAUUUAUUAAACGGAAAAUGUGACAAUACUGGAACAAAGACGUCAACUACUGCACAGGUAUCUGUUGCAGCAGUAGCUAAGUCAUUAGUUCUACCCGGAUCGAAACAACAACUGCCUACUAUGCAAGAUUCAAAUAUGCCAUCGAAUGAACCAUCGCUUAUUCGUAAACUGUCUGUUCCACCGAUUCCAAAUCAUACUGCAUCAGUAUACCUACGUAGAGGACAUAGCUUAAAUAAACCGAAAGUCAAUGAUAGAUAUAAUACAGAUGAACAUAGCGAUCCAUCGAUGACACCGACAUCAACAACAACAACGGCAACAGGUACUACUGCUGAUGGAUAUAUGAUCAAAGAGUCUGUUAGUGAUGAAGACUUGAAUCAUGCCAGUUAUCGAUAUUCUGUGAAUACACUUACCGAUCCUGUUGCAUCAUCAAGUUCAUUGUCGGUUAUUUCAGCAGAUAGUCCUGAAGAAGAAGGAGAAGUUUCAUCAGCUGCUUCAGAUUCAUUAGUCUGUAGUCAAAUGAUUGAUGGUCAGUCAGGUGGACAACAGAGCAUGUCAUUAAUGAAUAAACAGAUGUAUCACCAACACCACCAACAACAACAGCAACAGCAAGCACAACAGUUUAGACAACAACAAGCAAUUACAGAUCAAUCUAUGAGCUUGAAUCAACAAGCAAUGUAUCAACGAGAUUAUGAACAGCAACAACUUCAGCACCACCACCACCAACAACAACAACAUCAGCAGCAGCAGUUACAAUUUGCCCAUGGGACAAGACCUCCUCAUCUACAAAUGAAUUCUAUGCCUAUGUAUCAUCAACCUGCAAAUCUUUAUCAACAACAACAACAUCGUCUACGUACACUAGGACCAAGAAAUCAAGUCUAUGGCAUGACUGACAGUUAUCACCUACAACAACACCACCAACAGCAAAUGAAUGCAAUGACUCGAUUAGAUCCAACACAAUCCUUCUUCUCGCCAACACCAUCACCAACACCGAGCAAGAAGAAAUCUCGUAUGCUAUCAGGUACAUUUGGUCGACUGUUUCGACGUAAUCAGUCAGGCGGCGGUAGUGGUGUUAGUGGUAGUAGUGGUGCCAGUGGUGGUGGUGUUGUUAGUGGACCAUUCGAUGUUGUAGCACAACAUCAGCAGCAACAGAAUUAUUAUCCUGUACCGAAUCAUAUGAAUCAAUCAUUCAGAGGUGCAUCAGCUUCACCUGUACGUAUUGGUUCGCCUAUGAUGCAUACCCCAUUGACAUCAGCAACAUCAACAACUAAUAAUAAUAAUAGUAGUAAUAAUAAUAAUGUACGUUAUUCUAUGCAACAUCAACAACAACAGUCUAUGAGUCCACAACCAAUGCUUGGACAAGGAAUUCAACCUCCACCCUUACCACCUGCACAAUAUCAUCCAUCGAUGUCGAGUCAAGCACAAAUGAUGCAACAGCAACAACAAAUGUAUCAGUUUAGACAAAGACAACAAGGAUUAGAAUAUGAUGAUGGAAAUGUUGGAUCAAAUGUUAUCACUGGUGGAUCUGUAUCCCCACUGUCCUCAUCCACUAUAUCAGGUGGUUUGUCUGAGUCGACUAUCCCUUCAAGUGCUAGAAUAAUGAGUCCCAAUCCUAUGCCGCCUAUGACUAUGAGCGGUGGUGUAGGUCAACCGCCGCCUUCUACCCUUCCACCACAAGUUCCUGAAGAACGUAGACGUUGGAAGAAAGAAGAACUGUUGGAACAAGCUAUGAUGGCUAGAUUACCAUUUGCACAAUGGAAUGGUCCUACAGUUGUAGCAUGGUUAGAGUUAUGGGUUAGUAUGCCAGCCUGGUAUGUAGCUGCGUGUAGAGCAAAUGUUAAAUCUGGUGCAAUUAUGGCAUCAUUAUCUGAACAAGAAAUACAACGAGAAAUUGGCAUUAGUAAUCCUUUGCAUAGGCUAAAACUACGUUUAGCUAUACAAGAAAUGGUUGCUUUAACUUCACCGACACCAGUUCCUAAACCAAGUACAAGUCGUUUGGCAUUUGGUGAUAUGAAUCAUGAAUGGGUUGGUAAUGUAUGGCUGCCUAGUCUUGGACUGGCUCAAUAUCGUCCAGCUUUUAUGGAGUGUUUAGUCGACUCGCGGAUGCUUGACCAUCUGACAAAACGUGAUCUACGAACUCAUUUAAAAAUGGUUGAUAAUUUGCAUAGAACAAGUUUACUAUACGGUAUUGUCUGUUUAAAACGCUUAAAUUAUGAUCGACUGGAAUUGGAGCGUAGACAACGUGAAGCUGCACAUCCUGAUAGUAUUGAUUUAUUAGUUUGGUCCUGUGAACGUGUUCAAGCUUGGCUAGAUGAAAUUGGUCUCAAGGAAUAUGCACCAAAUUUAAAUGGUUCCGGUGUACACGGUGGUGUGAUUGGCUUACAUCCUGAUUUAAAUGCUCAACAAUUAGCUUUAACACUUCAGAUUCCCACAUCGAAUACAACAGCUCGUGCUACACUAGCUAGAGAGUUAACUCAACUUGUCCAACGUUUUCGUGCUAAUGUGCCUAUUGCAGCAGCUAGUAUUGGACCAGCUCCAAGAGUAUUGGCAAUGGAAGCUGCUGCUGUCGUGGCAGCUAACAGAGCUCGAGCACAAUUUGAUAAUCAAGAUAUUUCUUAUCCUGAUGAUGGAUUCAAUGAAACAGCUAUAACUAAUGACGGGGAUGUUACAGAGCCAACAGAAGAUCGAGCUACGCCUACAAAUACAUCUGAACAAAGUCAAACAGAUACACAACGAACACAAUUAGAAUUAUCCAACUCUAAUUCUGAUAAAAGUAUUGCUAACAGUAAUAAACUAUCAGAUAGUUCGACAACUGCAAAUCUAGACGCUAACAAUACUACUGUGAACAAUUCUGCCCACGGUAGUAGUACUAUGAGUAGUAGUACUACCACUACUUCAACUAUUCCUGGAAAUCAAGGCAUUACAACAACAGCAUCACAGAAGAAACGAGCUCCUCAGGUACCUAGUGUGACUACGCCCUCAUCAAUGAAUAAAUCAACUGCUUGA